Molecule: messenger RNA, 3665 nt
Organism: Strigops habroptila (Kakapo)
Lineage: Eukaryota; Metazoa; Chordata; Aves; Psittaciformes; Psittacidae
Gene: POU6F1
Product: POU class 6 homeobox 1
Exons: 11
Coding region: 1121-2926 (601 amino acids)
Biological process (GO): regulation of transcription by RNA polymerase II
Molecular function (GO): RNA polymerase II cis-regulatory region sequence-specific DNA binding; DNA-binding transcription factor activity, RNA polymerase II-specific
Source: RefSeq, a predicted model, not a curated record
CAGUGGGCAAUGAACGAGCUGGAGCCAUGUCCAGAUGCUUUAUCUUCAGCGCCGAGCAGCUUUAAUAAACCUCUUUGGGUUUCUCACCUGUGGCAAGUUGGUUCCAACUUAGAUUUCCACCCACUUGGGAUCCAAGUGGCUCCAUCUCUGACUCAUCAUCACUCAUAAUUAACACAGCAAUUAUAUUCACAGUGAGACUUGGAGCAUCUGAAAUUAUCUUUCCCCCCCCCCCUUCUCUUUGCUUUUUCCUUUAAUAUUGUUAUUAUUAGUUUGUGCAUUUCAUUUCCUCGCCGCCAUCUGCUCGAGCUGCUGUCUGCCUGUGCGUGCUCCCAACACCACCAGCUGGGCACAUUACUUGUCCCAUUAAUUGCAAGAUAAAACCCAGAAGAAACAAGUGUGAAGAAGCGAAAUGAGAUGGUGCUGCCGACCUGCUGACCGGCUGCUGCAGGAGGAGCAGCCCACCCGCACCCAGCAGCACCAGGCUCUGCUCAAUCGAGUGCACUAAUGGGGUUCUUUGCACGGCACAGAGGGAAAAAUGCUUCUCUCUCCUCUUCUCUUUGCUUGAGUCUUCCCCCAUGGCACAGGCCUGGGCAGAUCUACACUUAGAUGCAGGGGGAUGAUCCAGAUCAGAGCAGGGAUAUACUGUUCUCUUCAGCCUUGUGUCGCUGUGGUCAUGCUAGAAGAGAUCCGCAGGUCUGAGGGAGGCUCUUGGGCUUGGGAUGGUGGGGAUGGAGAGCAGCAGCUCUGGUGCUGGCAGCACCGUUUAGCCCCAAAGCUCCCAGUGUGUGCAUUAACUCGGGUACCACACGCAUUCGGGGCAGCUCCUGGCUUGGCUUGAGUCGCCUUUUCCCAGGGCUCCCCUUUGGCCGUGGUGAGGAGCAAUAAGGGGGAAUUACGUUGUGAGGGUGGGGAUGCCUUUGGGUUGUCCUGUUGCUCCUCACUGCAGAGCUGGGCACAGAGACAGCUCUGGGGUUUCUCUCCCUAGAGCCCAAACCCGGAGUGCUGCAGCCCAGCAGGACACAGCAGCCAGCCCCAUCUCCUGCCAGGAGCAUCCCUUCAGCCCCGAGCAAACAGUGACAUGUGGAAGGUCUGAGCCCUCUCCCACCGUUGCUGGGGCACCAUGGACACCGAAGCCGUGCAGCCGCAGGAGGCCUUGCUGACGGUCAACGAGCAGGUUAUUGUCAUGUCCAGCCAUGAAACCAUCCGCGUGCUGGAGGUCGGUGUGGAUGCCCCGCUCCCGGCCGAGGAGGACCGAAAAGCCUUGGAGAUGCCUCCAGGGGAGGUAGCGCGGGGCUCCCCGGGAGAGAGCAGCCACCCGGGCAGCGAGGACACCCCAGCCAGCACCCAGAGCUCCUGCGGCGGGGAGGCGCCCGGCAAAGCCAAGCCAGUGGCCGGAGCAUCCCCCAGCACCGUCCCCUCUGCUGGCACAUUCAGCCACGCCACGAGCCAGCAGCCGCAGCCGCUGGCCCCGCUGGCCCCGCAGGUCUUGACUCAGGAAAACUUAGCAACAGUUGUGACAGGAGUAAUGGUUCCAGCAGGGACAGUUACUCAACCUCUUCUUAUCCCCAUCAGUAUUGCAGGUCAAGUGGCAGGUCAGCAGGGGCUGGCUGUGUGGACAUUUCCUACAGCAACGGUCGCUGCCCUCCCCGGAUUGACGGCUGCUUCUCCUACAGGGGGAAUUUUCAAACCACCCAUAGCCAAUUUGCAAGCCGCCGCCGUGUUGAACACAUCCAUGGCAGCACCGGUGCCGCCAGCCCAGCCGCUGCAGGCUGCGGGCCAGCCCCGCGCCCCGCUCCAGCCCCCCGGCGUCUUCCCCCCCAGCCCCGGCCAGCCCCCCAUCCUGCCACAGCCCAGCGCUGCGCCCGCGCCGCCCGUCACCCAGACCCACAUCACUGUCCAGCCGGCCGGAUUCGCCUUUAACCCUGGCAUAAUCAGCGCGGCGCCUCUCGGGGGUCAGACCCAGCUCCUCGGCUCCUUGGCGGCCACCCCCGUGAUCGCCAACACCAUCUCCAGCGUGCAGGGCAUCACGGGCCAGAUCCUCACCAACGCCCAGGGCCAGGUGAUCGGGACGCUGCCGUGGGUGGUGAAUUCCCCCGGGAUGGCGGCCGCCGGCCCGGCCCCGGCCCCGAGCCUGCACGUGCAGACGGUGACGCCGCAGCUGCUGCUCAAUGCCCAGGGCCAGGUCAUCGCCACGCUGGCCGGCAGCACCCUGCAGGCGCCCGGCGCCAAGAAAACCGGCACCCCCGAGCCCCCGGCCCGCAACGAGGUCCAGCCCAUCCAGCCGGCCCCGGCUCUCGCCCAGCCGGCCGUGGUGAUCCCAAACCCUGCCCCGGCGGCCAAGGCUUCCUCCGUGCCCGUCCCCAUCACUUGCACCGAGACCCCCACCGUCAGCCAGCUGGUGUCCAAGCCCCCGGCUCCCAACAGCAGCGCGGAGGAGGACGGGAUUAACCUGGAGGAGAUCCGGGAAUUCGCCAAGAACUUCAAGAUCCGCCGCUUGUCCCUGGGGCUGACACAGACGCAGGUGGGACAGGCCCUGACGGCCACCGAGGGUCCUGCCUACAGCCAGUCGGCCAUCUGCAGGUUCGAGAAGCUGGACAUCACCCCCAAGAGCGCGCAGAAGCUGAAGCCGGUGCUGGAGAAGUGGCUGAGCGAGGCCGAGCUCCGGAACCAGGAGGGGCAGCAGAACCUGAUGGAGUUCGUCGGGGGGGAGCCCUCCAAGAAGCGGAAGCGCCGCACGUCCUUCACGCCGCAAGCCAUCGAGGCGCUCAACGCCUACUUCGAGAAGAACGCGCUGCCCACGGGCCAGGAGAUCACCGAGAUCGCCAAAGAGCUCAACUACGACCGCGAGGUCGUGCGCGUCUGGUUCUGCAACCGCCGCCAGACGCUCAAGAACACCAGUAAACUCAACGUCUUCCAGAUCCCCUGAGCCGGGGCCGGGGAACGUGCGUCCCCCCCAUCGCUCCCACCCCGAGCUCCUGCCAUCAAAGCACUUUCUGCCCCCGACUCGUCCCCCAGCCCCGCGGGGGGCGCGGGGUCUCCACCACCCACCCCCCCGUGCCCGUAGGUGUGUCCGUCCCGUCCCCUCCCCCCCCCCCCCUUUCUCCUCCACAUCACACAUGACCUAAGCGUGUUCACGGCGGGCGUCACGCCUGCUUCGUGCCUCCCCCUGCCUGUGCCGUGUGUGGUGACGGACCCCUGCCUGCGCUCAACGCUCUCCUGUCCCCCCCCCUCCGUGUUGUGUGUGUGUGUGUCCCCAAACAAAAGGAGUGAUUCUCAUGUUUUGGCCGUUUACCCGUGUUCCGGAGGUAGCGUCGCAGCUCGCUGGGGCUUGAACCCCACUUUCAUUUCACCCCCGCUUUGAUUUUGGAGGGGCUUCUCCAUGGGACCCCCCCCGCCUUGGGGACAGCGCUGUGGGUGUUUGGGGGCUUCGCUGGGCUCCCCAGUGCCCUGAGAGGGUUUUUUUGGGGGUGAACCCCAUAACGGAGGCAGCUCCGCUUCCCCCUGUGCCCCCACCCUGGGGUCAGGGGGGGUGGGGAACUCGACCCCCAUCUCUCCGGGGGAGCGGUGAGGGACGGCAGCGGCUGGAGGGGGGAUGUUGGGGGCCGGGACAUGGGGAUUGAUGCACUUGAUGUAGUGGUGUGAAAUAAACAGUAUUUUUCUUUUUU